This is a messenger RNA of Blepharisma stoltei, 234 nucleotides long. The record is from the annotation of a GenBank genome assembly. Lineage: Eukaryota; Ciliophora; Heterotrichea; Heterotrichida; Blepharismidae.
AUGUAUUUUGUUGUUUCUCUGAUGGCAGUGCAGACGAUAGGGCCUAUGAUAAAUUCUAUAAGAGAAGUUUAUUAUGUUGCUAAAAGAAGCAUGAAUAAAGAAAUUUACCCAGAAGAAAAGAUACCUAAUGAGAAAAGGGGAAUUAUCAACGCUUUUACAAUGCCUUCGGAAGAGCCUGAAAAAAUAGAUUGCAGAAGCAACAUUAAAAAUGACAUUAGAAUUGAAGCUAAAUAA